Molecule: messenger RNA, 1615 nt
Organism: Dacryopinax primogenitus
Lineage: Eukaryota; Fungi; Basidiomycota; Dacrymycetes; Dacrymycetales; Dacrymycetaceae
Product: phosphoglycerate mutase-like protein
Exons: 12
Coding region: 27-1583 (518 amino acids)
Molecular function (GO): acid phosphatase activity
Source: RefSeq, a predicted model, not a curated record
AUCCCAGUCGAUCACAUUAAACCAAAAUGAAGCCCGCUUUUGCUCUCUCUGCAACAGGACUCAUCGCCUCAGCACUUGCUAACGAUCUCGUAUCUGACAUCAGCGUCAUCUCGGGCUACUGGGGCCAGAUCAGGCCGUACGCCGAUAACGAGCCCGGACACUUUGGCGUCGAAGCACUCGGUCUGCCCAACGGAUGUGGUAUUGAGCAGGUUCACCAGCUCCAGCGGCACGGUGCCCGUUACCCUACCAGCGCAACAGAGGAUGGUGUUGAUGAUCAAGGUUUUGCCGCCAAGGUAUCAACUUUCCUCGCUGCCGGGGGGAAGUUCACUGGUCCUCUGAGCUUCCUCUCCGGAUACCAGCAGGAGAUCGAUUCCUCCGGUCUACUGGUUGAGACUGGUGCUGCCCAGCUCUUCACCUCGGGAACCCAGUUCUGGAAUCUGUACGGCCGCCUCCUCUACGGCGCCAAGGCGGGCCAGCCGUACUACAAUGCCUCCAACUCGGACGGGACUGCUCGUACCAAGCCCGUGCUGCGUACCACUUCCCAGGCCCGUAUUUUCCAGUCGGCCAUCUUCUGGGCACAGGGCUUCUUCGGCUAUCAGACCAAUGUUUCGGACCUCUAUGACUUGGUCGUUAUCCCCGAGGGUGGCACGGAGAACAACACCCUCGCAUCCUACGACUCUUGCUUCAACGAUGAUCUUGCUCCUCUUGGAAUUCUUGGCGACAACGACGUCUUCACUUACAUUCCACUCUACCUCCAGGAUGCCACUGCCCGCCUGCAGCAGUACGUCGACGGUGAAAACUUCACGCUCACUGUCAACGACACCUACUCGAUGCAGUCCAUCUGCGCAUACGAGUAUAACUCACUCGGCUCGUCUGACUUCUGCGGUCUUUUCACCCUUGACGAAUGGAAGGGCUUUGAGUACACCCUCGACCUGGAGUACUACUAUGACUACUCUUAUGGCAACCCUACCGGCCGUGCUCAGGGUCUUGGUUACCUCGAGGAGCUCCUUGCACGCUUGCAGAAGCAGUUCAUUACUUCGUCCGACUCGAGCGUGAACUCAACUCUCGACAACAACGGCGCGACGUUCCCUCUCGGUCAGCCGUUCUACCUCGAUACCUCGCACGAUGACAUCAUCAUCUCCGUCCUCACCGCUAUGAGCCUGGACUACCUCAAGCCCGCGCUCCCGCUCGACGUCUUCCCUCCUCCUGAGGACCGCACCUUUGUUCUCUCCCACCUUACUCCAUUCGGCGGCAGGCUCACAACUGAGGUCAUCGGCUGUGCUUCGGCCAACCCUACUGCCAAGCAGUAUCCGGAGACGACUUACAAGAUCUACACCAACGGGUACGAUCCUACCAAGGCGCCAAACAAGUUCAUCCGGAUGCGCCUGAACCAAGGUGUUCUGCCCCUCAACACCAUUCGUGGGGGUUUCUGCACCCGUGAGGAUGGACUCUGCUCGUUGUGUGACUUCCUCGCCAGCCAGACGAACAUGACCCAGCUUGCGAACUACCAAUACUCGUGCUUCGCGAACCAGAGCGAGGUCCUCGCUAACUUCAAUUGGGAUGGAUCCUCGUUCCCCCAGUAAGCGGAUGGGGACUUGUCGAUUUUGUGGACCCC